AUGUCCGCUAUUUUCAAAGCAUUGUCAGGCUCAUCCAAGCCACAGAGCUCUGAGAAGAAGAGGGUCAACAGACAGAGGGUGCUGUUGAUCUCCACUAGAGGUAUAACGUACAGGCAUCGUCAUCUUAUCCAGGAUCUGGACUCAUUGCUGCCGCAUUCUAGAAAGGAGCCAAAGCUGGAUACCAAGAAGAACCUUUAUGAGCUGAAUGAGAUUGCUGAGUUGUACAACUGUAACAACAUCAUGUUCUUCGAAGCCAGAAAACACCAGGACCUCUACAUGUGGCUCUCGAAGCCUCCAAAUGGGCCAACGCUGAAGUUUUUCGUUCAAAAUUUGCACACCCUGGACGAGUUAAACUUCACAGGUAACUGUCUUAAAGGUUCGAGACCUAUUUUGUCGUUUGACUCUGCGUUUGACGAUUCCGACCACUACAAGCUGAUGAAGGAGAUGUUCAUACACACAUUUGGAGUUCCUCCACAGGCGAGAAAAUCUAAGCCAUUCUUCGACCACGUGAUGACUUUCAGCAUAGUCGACAACAAGGUCUGGGUGAGGAACUACCAGAUCAACGAGACCGAGGAGGAGAAGGAAGGAGAGGCCAAGGAGGACAAUCUCACUUUGGUGGAGAUUGGACCACGUUUCGUUAUGACCCUGAUUACCAUUCUGGAAGGUUCUUUUGGUGGACCCAAGAUCUACGAGAACAAGCAGUACGUCUCACCAAACUUUGUGAGAGCGCAGGCUAAGCAGAAGCUGGCGGAACAGGCACAAAGAAGAGCUGAGGACGCUGUCCAGAGGAAGAUCAAGAAGAGAGAUCAAGUUGUGAAGAUCGAUCCUCUUGCCAACGGUGUUUUGUUCAAAGAGUGA
Kuraishia capsulata CBS 1993 is the source of this 858-nucleotide messenger RNA. RefSeq lists its product as uncharacterized. Gene Ontology annotation, cellular component: nucleolus. NCBI's taxonomy places the organism in Eukaryota, Fungi, Ascomycota, Pichiomycetes, Pichiales, Pichiaceae. Gene Ontology annotation, biological process: ribosomal large subunit assembly; rRNA processing. The record is from RefSeq and is a predicted model, not a curated record. Gene Ontology annotation, molecular function: rRNA binding. The transcript has a single exon. The coding region runs from base 1 to 858 and encodes 285 amino acids.